Cheilinus undulatus (humphead wrasse) is the source of this 6735-nucleotide messenger RNA. It is a transcript of the gene slc38a4, whose product is annotated as solute carrier family 38 member 4. NCBI's taxonomy places the organism in Eukaryota, Metazoa, Chordata, Actinopteri, Labriformes, Labridae. The record is from RefSeq and is a predicted model, not a curated record. Gene Ontology annotation, biological process: amino acid transmembrane transport. Gene Ontology annotation, molecular function: amino acid transmembrane transporter activity. The coding region runs from base 211 to 1854 and encodes 547 amino acids. The transcript is spliced from 16 exons.
CACAUGGCAGAUGGAAAUUUCCACUCAGACUCCUUGCUUGUUAAAUGGGAAGGGUCUCCAACUCUUGUCUUCACUAGUGCGCCUCCUCCUCCGCCUGCAGCAGCUGUCCACCACCCUCAAACACUCGGCAACAAAGGUCUUGAAGAAUUCCUUUAAACUCUGUAAAGCCUGAAAAAAGCGUCCUUGUCUCUCACAUUACUGAACGCCACCAUGCCAGGAGUCGUGGAUCGCAUGGAGCUGAGGAAAGUCUCCACAGAGGCCGAUGACGACAGCACGGACAGCCUGGAUGACCGCUACACGGAGCCAAUCGACUCUGAGAAAGCAACCAUCGACAGUCAGUUUCUUGACGACAACGAUGAUGGAGAAAGCCAGAAGUUCCUGGCAAACGGGAUGAUGAAGAAGAAGAAAUUUGAGGAAUACCAUGAAGAAUAUCAUCCCGGUCACACUUCCUUCGGGAUGUCCGUAUUCAACUUGAGCAAUGCCAUCAUGGGCAGUGGCAUCCUGGGCCUGUCCUACGCCAUGGCUAACACUGGCAUUGUUCUCUUUACAAUCCUUCUCAUCGGUGUGGCCAUCCUCUCCCUGUAUUCAGUGCAUCUGCUCCUCAUGACAGCUAAAGAAGGAGGAUCUCUCAUCUAUGAAAAGCUGGGAGAGAGAGCAUUUGGUUGGCCUGGCAAAAUCGCAGCAUUUGGAUCAAUUAUUCUGCAGAAUAUUGGAGCUAUGUCAAGCUACCUCUUCAUUGUCAAGUAUGAGCUCCCUGAAGUGAUCCGAGCCUUCUUGGGCUUAGAAAAAAUCUCUGGUGAAUGGUACCUGGAUGGAAACUACCUGGUUGUGUUUGUAUCAGUUGGAAUCAUUCUGCCUUUGUCCCUUCUUAAAAACCUGGGCUACCUUGGCUACACCAGCGGAUUCUCCCUUUCCUGCAUGGUCUUCUUUCUUGGUGUGGUGAUCUAUAAGAAAACCCAGCUGCCCUGUCCUCUUCCUUUCUUCUACCACCACUCGUCAAACCUCAGCAUGAACACCUCCGACAUGUCGGGGUUGUACCAUCCGCUGAACAACUCGGCACAGAUGGAUUUCUCCCGAGCCGAUGUUUCUCCGGCUGUCGUCGGCAGCAGCGACGCCCAUCACGCCAGCACUGUCCACUACGAGCCUCACCCUGACGAUGAGGAGAUGUGCACACCCAAAUAUUUUGUCUUCAACUCACAGACUGCGUACACUGUUCCCAUUCUUGCCUUUGCAUUUGUGUGCCACCCUGAAGUCCUUCCCAUCUACAGCGAGCUGAAAGACCGCACCAGGAGGAAGAUGCAGAACGUCUCAAACCUGUCGAUCAUGACAAUGCUCGUCAUGUACAUGCUGUCGGCGCUGUUUGGCUACCUCACCUUUUAUGAAAACGUAGAGGCAGAGCUGCUUCACACUUUCACAAAGGUUUAUAAGUUCGACACCAUGCUACUGCUGGUGCGUUUGGCUGUCCUCACCGCCGUCACCCUGACUGUCCCAAUUGUGCUGUUUCCUAUCCGCUCCUCCAUCAACACACUGCUGUUCAGUGGGCGAGAGUUCAGCUGGACCCGACACAUACUGAUCGCCUCUACCAUCCUCGUCUUCAAUAACUUGCUGGUCAUCUUCGUCCCAACCAUCAGAGACAUCUUCGGCUUCAUUGGUUCCUCCGCAGCCACUAUGCUCAUCUUCAUCCUCCCUGCUGCUUUUUACCUCCGCCUGGUAAAAUCUUUGCCGCUUCGCUCCCCUCAGAAGAUCGGGGCGGCCGUUUUUCUAGUCGUGGGGAUCGUCUUCAUGAUUGGCAGCUUGUCACUCAUCGUUCUCGACUGGAUCCACAACCCCCCGGGCUCCAGCGGGGAACACUAAACCUCUUCUUCCCCAAGAGUGCAGCAGACCCUCUACCAUCCUGCUACAUCCCUGUUUUUUUUUUUUUUUUUUUUUUUUUUUUUUUACCUCUGCUGGUCAAACAUCUAGGAACAUCCGUGGUUCCUUCCCUUUCUUCAAAUCCCAACACUGAUCAUAAAACUCAAACAUAAGGACAUAUUAUGCUGCAUUUGGAUAAGACAAAUUCAGCUUCCCCCCCAAAAGAGGGGAACCUUUUUGCCCAGUUGCAUUUUUUUUUUUUUUUUUUCCUGUAAAAUUUCAGAUGUGACAUGACAGAAAGGAGAGAAACCAGGAGAUUGGGAGAAACAGACUCCGGUUUAACGUGCCUCUAAAACAGCCUGACAUCACCAUCAUAAUCAUGAUCUUUCCCAGCGGUGAAGAGAUGGAUCAGACUAUACAGCCUUCACCUGAAGCAGAUCUGUGAGCUGCUAACUCACAAGGCUGGAAUGGCGAUGCCAGUCCCCCAGUCCUCUGCGCACUUGAAGGAAGGAGACAUUUGGAGUGUAUCAUCCUCCAUGAAACAAGGAGCACUUCUAGCAUUACAUCUCAUUGUGUGUAGAGCUAACACACAAAAAACACACAUAUCAACACAGUUUAACAAAACUACACCAGCAUUAUUAAGCAGCUUUCUGUAAAAAGAUCCUAAAAUCAUCAUGCAAUCAUCAAAAACACAUUUGCCCAGGUUUAUUUUGCUGCUCUGCUAACCAUCACAUUUUGUGCCAAAGUCUCAUGCACAUACAGUUUAAGCUAAUUUGGAUGAUACGGGCUUCUUUGCCGGCGCUGUAAACGAAGUUAGGAGACGCUCCCAGUAUUUCUGUUACAGAGGGACUGGAACAUACAAGGUAUUAAUGUACAUAAUGAAGUGUCUACUGAAAAUAAGUUGUUGUUGUACAUAAAAGCCUCAAAAAGACCUUCAGGUUGUAUGAAGUUCAAAUUUCAACGCUUCUCCUUCAUUAACUUAUUAGCUACUUUGAAUAGGGUUAGACUGCUAGCUACAAAACAAGAGUGUAUUAUUUCUCUAAAUAACUUGCAAAAAUGUAUAAAAAAUAUAUGCUCCAUGCUAAAAUUCGGGCAAGUUAAAGAAAAACAAUCACAGUCAGUCAAUAGAGAUGAAUGAUAUUCGGCUAUAUUGUAUAAAAUGUUGUAAACUUGUUCCAUAUCACCUUAAAUGAGGAUAAAAAGUUCCCCCUUUUUUCUAAAAUGUUAUUUAAAUGGAAUAUAAUUAGUGUAGGCUUUUGACUAAAUAAUAACAUGGAUAUUUUGUUGCGAGAUACAUGAGUCGAUUGAUGUCACUGUUACCCUGCUACUUCAACAGAAAAAGACCCUGUUUACACCUUGCAUUAACACAGAUUUACAGACAGAACGUUCAUCCAGUCACCCUCCAAGUUAUUUUUUUCAAGGCCCUGCCCUUUCCCAAACCCUGUUUAUCGAAGGUUUUCCAGAUGGAUGUGUGAACAAAUCUAUCUGGCGUGUCAGGUUAGGGGUUUAGCCCCGAACCGAACCGAGACCUGCGGACUAUCAGGUGUUAAAACGACCUAAAAAUAUGUGGUCCUAAUCCAUUUUCUGUGUAUUCCCUACACUAGUGGUUCUCAACUGGUCCAGCCAUAGGACCUACCACUUCGUCUGUAUGUGAAACUACAACUGAAACUUAAGGCCUUUUUUUAUAGUUAACUUGAUAAAGAAAAUUUUGCAAUUUGAUCCUUAAAUCGAACUAAACAUAUUACUGAUCAAAGAGACCCACAAAAACUUUAAGAUGUUUUGGUCGGUCAAAACUUUAGGAUGCAUGCAAUCACUUUGCUUCACUCUGUUUUGCCAUUAUAACAUAAAUUUUGUUUGUUUUUUGAGGUCUCAAGAAAUUAAGAUUUUAUGAUGGGAAAACCAGCUUUUUGGAAGAUAUUUUCAUCCAAGACAACAGAAUUCUUAAGUCAACUACUCAACUGGGUAAAGCCCAAUAGAAAAAUGUAGAUUUCACAGAAAUAUAAUCCAUAGGGUUUAUUUGCUAAAACGUGCAUGACUGUUGUUCUAAAAUCAUGUUUACAACAAAAAAGAGAGAAGCUGUUAAAGAGGCACUUAAAGCCUCUUAGCUUGCGGCCAACUUGCAGCUAUUCAUUUGUAUUCCAGCAGCUACACUCACUUAAUCGAUAAAAAUGAAGCCCAAGAGCUGCCAAAAAUUAUGUAUUAUUUGCGUAAAAUGCGGGCAACUGAGUUCAAUUGCAGAUUUUCACUGAAGACAUAUUACUAAUACACACAUAUGAAGUGCAGUCAACUUGGUAAAACAGAUGUCAAUGCAAGGUAUAAGCAACGCUUUAUUUUUUCUAACUCCUAAGCUGGUAUGUAGAACUUUCUGUGCUGCUUUCUAGCUAACGGUUCCCAGACAAAUAAAGCUCAAGCUUUAUCCCACAAGCAUGAUGGUAUCAACCUUCCCAUGUGGAUCUCGCCAACAAAUAGAAAGAGGUUCACCCUUAAGAAAUCAAAAUUUUCCUUGUAAUAGUAAAUUUCUGAGAUAUAAACAAAAGGAUGUAACACCAGUUUGGACAUGUGGUCUACCCAUUGUAAGGGCAAGUACUAAAUCAAGCUCUGAAACUUAGCUUAUGUAAUCAUUUCUAAUUGUCUUUAUAUAGUUUUUAGGUAACAUUGAUUCGCGUUACUAACCCUCAGCAUCUGAAUUGUGUGUUUUUUAGCUGAAACAAAAGGGUCUUCCUGCUUUGAUAACAGGAUCAGCUUAUCAUCAGGUAGUUUAAAUGUGCCUUUUAGAUUAUCCGUAUUGUAAUUGGCUCAUGUCUGCUGGUGCCUUCAACACCAAAACCUCAUCUCAGCUCUCCUCUGAUGCCGAUGCGUGUCACGAACACAUCCAGCCAAAGUGGACAACCUUUACAGAUCCUUUGUGGAUCUAAGUUCAUGAAACAAAUAGAUAUUUCAAAUGAAAUAGUGUAUUAUGUGCAUGUUUUUGGAUUACAAACUUGGUCUUUUUGGACAUUUGUAUAUGCUUUGUAAAUAUUCUUUAUUUUAUGGUACACUGAUACUUGUUGUGAGUGGGUUGUUUUGGGGAUUCUGCUUUACAAGUCUUCAGCAAUCCAGCGUUUGUUUUAGAAUAUAUAUAAAUAUAUAUGACAUGUAUUAGUUUUUUUGUCUUGCUGUAUGACAGUAGUUUUUCUUUAUAUGAUGCUUGUAUAUUUGUAGAAAUUUUGAUCUCUAUAUAUCUUUUUUUUUCAUAUUUUGACUUUAUUUUGUCAUAUUAGAAUGAAUUCACCAACGGCAUACUUCAUAACAGGGUGAAACACAGCUGAAAGUUUCACUAGCUUGUUGGUUCCAAGUAGCCAACACUAGACUGCAGUUAGUCGUAAAAGUCAACCAUAGUUGAAUAUUUUUGCCGGAAACAGUUCGCACAUUUAAAACAAGCAAAACAUUAUCGUCUGGAUAAUUUCCCAGCCAUACUACAGUAACAAAAACCCUUGAAAUGAUGACAAAUGCCCAAGAACCCUCAGGUUCUGAAGCUCUCCUUGGACAAUCGUAUACCGUUGCUGUUCAUACCUUACCGUGGCUCAUAAUGUAGAUCACUGCUGUCAUGGAAAACCUUUGUACCCUGUUUUGGAGAGGUUUGACUUACUUGAACUGAAGCAUGGCAUGAAUAAGCUUCAUUACGAAGGGUCUCUACAGUGCUCGCUAUGAAUGUGGUAAAAGCGUUUUUAAUCUUGUUAUACUCUCUUGUAGGGUUGUCAAAUUACCAUAAUUUUUAAACCUUUAUACCACAUUCUCAUAAUCCAAUGAAAUUACUGCACAAUGGCUAAAUAGUGCAGUAUAUUUUGCCAAUUUACAAAGCAUUAUCUUUCAUAAUCUGAUUAAUGUUGGCUACACAGUCGACGAUUUUAGACCAGAUUUUAGGCCUGAUUUGCCUUCGAUCCCCUCCCUUCAACAAUCAUGGCCCAAUCAAGGCUUGUGUAACCGCUGCAAGCAAACUAUGCCUCAGUUUUGCCAGCUGAUGACGGUGAAUGUCCUCCAUAUUUGUUAUUCCCAUAAAGUGACGAUUGUUUACACAAGUUUCUGUGAGAUCUCGUAUCCCAUAAUUGUGAAUUUGUUACUUCAGAAAGUAGUGGCAGUCUCGUGGGCUGGCCGACUAACUAGAUUGUGCAUUCGAAGGAUUUUAGCCAGUUGAAACUCUUCUUAUGUCUGUCAUCUCCCUUGUUUUCAAAAUCAGAUAGGAUUUAAAAGUAGUCUUGUGUGUAGCCAGUCCAAACCAACCUGUGGAUUUCAGCUGCUCUCUUUGUCAGGCAGCUUUGGAUCAGAUAUGUAACUAAAGAUCUGUACUUUUAAAGCUUUUAUAUUGUCAAACAUAAAAUCUCAGACAGCAUAAUUUUAAAAGUAAUGAAAAGUAUCAAAGUACUGGGAAUGUUGACAACCCUUCCCUUAAACUUAACGAAUGUUGAUGUAUACCUACGUAGCCUCCUAAUGCUCUUAAACUCUCACUUCCUCUCCCUGUAGCCUCUCAGGUAUUCAGUCUGAAUGGAUUUUUCUUUUCACUUUUACUCAUCUUCACAUAUCUCCACUCUUUGCAUGAUUGAGCCAAUCUAUGACAUGCUGUUGUAUAUUGUGAGAAGUCAUCUUGUGGAUUUAUUAAAGUCCCCAGCUGAUUCUUGAACAGUGUUUUUAAAAAAAAAGGAAUUGUGCAGAACCACCUGCCUUAUUUUUCUAUGGACCCUCAGCCGUGGAGAAACACUUGCUCGAUGUUACUGUUGUUCAGUGUCUCUGCUUCCUGUGGAUCAGGCUGAACAUUCAGAUUUGUAAUUAUACCCACACAAAGGGGAUGUUUUUUGUAUCAGUGAUGCUGUUUCAUUAUGAUGACAAAUAAAUGUGAAAUAAAAAAUA